Molecule: messenger RNA, 7411 nt
Organism: Chlorocebus sabaeus (green monkey)
Lineage: Eukaryota; Metazoa; Chordata; Mammalia; Primates; Cercopithecidae
Gene: PARG
Product: poly(ADP-ribose) glycohydrolase
Biological process (GO): regulation of DNA repair; nucleotide-sugar metabolic process; carbohydrate metabolic process
Cellular component (GO): nucleus; cytoplasm
Molecular function (GO): poly(ADP-ribose) glycohydrolase activity
Source: RefSeq, a predicted model, not a curated record
AGUGUGCGCCCCGGAAGCCGGAAGCGCCUGACGGCAGCUUUCCGGUGGUGGGAAAGGGAACGAGUCCCGAAUCUAAGCGGCGCAUUCUGAGGCAGGUGGGGUGCCAGUGGAAGAGGGACUGCAGGAGACUGUUUACGGCCUGACUUGGGAGGCCGCGGUCAGCAACUGCAGAAGCAGGAAGCAGCGGAGAGGGAAUGGUGCGGGGAGGCGCGGAGAAGGAGGUGCAGUCCAUCCCUCUCACGGUUAGUGAAUGAGGCUCUCCGCCCGGGCCGGCCCGGGGACAGUGCGCUGCGGGUCCCAGCAUGAAUGCGGGCCCCGGCUGUGAACCCUGCACCAAGCGACCCCGCUGGGGCGCCGCUCCAACUUCGCCGGCUGCUUCGGACGCCCGGAGCUUUCCCAGCAGGCAGAGGCGCGUCCUCGACCCCAAGGACGCUCACGUGCAGUUCAGGGUCCCACCGUCCUCGCCAGCCUGCGUCCCAGGGCGGGCGGGACAGCACAGAGGCAGCGCCACCUCGCUUGUUUUCAAACAAAAGACUAUUACCAGUUGGAUGGACACUAAAGGAAUCAAGACAGCGGAAUCAGAAAGUUUGGAUAGUAAAGAAAACAACAAUACGAGAAUAGAAUCCAUGAUGAGUUCUGUACAAAAAGAUAACUUUUACCAACAUAAUGUAGAAAAAUUAGAAAAUGUUUCUCAGCUAAGUCUUGAUAAGUCACCCACUGAAAAAAGUACACAGUAUUUGAACCAACAUCAGACUGCAGCAAUGUGUAAGUGGCAAAAUGAAGGGAAACACACGGAGCAGCCUUUGGAAAGUGAGCCUCAGACACUAACCCUGGUACCAGAGCAGUUUAGUAAUGCUAACAUUGAUCAGUCACCUCAAAAUGAUGAUCACAGUGACACAGAUAGUGAAGAAAAUAGAGACAAUCAACAGUUUCUCACAACGGUAAAGCUUGUAAAUGCAAAGAAGACUACAGAAGAUGAACAGGCCAGAGAAGCCGGAAGCCACCAGACGUGCAGCAAGUCUUGCCAUCCUGGGAAAGACUGUGCAAGUUGUCAGCAAGAGGAGAUAGACGUCGUGCCAGAGAGUCCAUUGUCAGAUGCUGGCUCUGAGGAUGUUGGUACUGGACCAAAAAAUGACAACAAAUUGAGUAGACAAGAAAGUUGCCUAGGAAAUUCUCCUCCAUUUGAGAAGGAAAGUGAACCCGAGUCACCGAUGGAUGUGGAUAAUUCUAAAAAUAGUUGUCAAGACUCAGAAGCAGAUGAGGAGACAAGCCCAGGUUUUGAUGAACAAGAAGAUGGUAGUUCCUCCCAAACAACAAAUAAACCUUCAAGGUUCCAAGCAAGAGAUGCUGACAUUGAGUUUAGGAAACGGUAUUCUACUAAGGGAGGUGAAGUUAGAUUACAUUUCCAAUUUGAAGGAGGAGAGAGUCGUACUGGAAUGAAUGAUUUAAAUGCUAAACUACCUGGAAAUAUUUCUAGCCUGAAUGUAGAAUGCAGAAAUUCCAAGCAACAUGGAAGAAAGGAUUCUAAAAUCACAGAUCAUUUCAUGAGACUGCCCAAAGCAGAGGACAGAAGAAAAGAACAAUGCGAAACCAAACAUCAAAGAACAGAAAGGAAGAUCCCUAAAUACGUUCCGCCUCACCUUUCUCCAGAUAAGAAGUGGCUUGGAACUCCCAUUGAGGAAAUGAGAAGAAUGCCUCGAUGUGGGAGCCGGCUGCCUCUCUUGAGACCAUCUGCCAAUCACACAGUAACUAUUCGGGUAGAUCUUUUGCGAGCAGGAGAAGUUCCUAAACCUUUUCCAACACAUUAUAAAGAUUCGUGGGAUAACAAGCAUGUUAAAAUGCCUUGUUCAGAACAAAAUUUGUACCCAGUAGAAGAUGAGAAUGGUGAGCGAACUGCGGGGAGCCGGUGGGAGCUCAUUCAGACUGCACUUCUCAACAAAUUUACACGACCCCAAAACUUGAAGGAUGCUAUUCUGAAAUACAAUGUGGCAUAUUCUAAGAAAUGGGACUUUACAGCUUUGAUCGAUUUCUGGGAUAAGGUACUUGAAGAAGCAGAAGCUCAACAUUUAUAUCAGUCCAUUUUGCCUGAUAUGGUGAAAAUUGCACUCUGUCUGCCAAAUAUUUGCACCCAGCCAAUACCGCUCCUGAAACAGAAAAUGAAUCAUUCCAUCACAAUGUCGCAGGAACAGAUUGCCAGUCUUUUAGCUAAUGCUUUCUUCUGCACAUUUCCACGACGAAAUGCUAAGAUGAAAUCGGAGUAUUCUAGUUACCCAGACAUUAACUUCAAUCGGUUGUUUGAGGGACGUUCAUCAAGGAAACCAGAGAAACUUAAAACGCUCUUCUGCUACUUUAGAAGAGUCACAGAGAAAAAACCUACUGGGUUGGUGACAUUUACAAGACAGAGUCUUGAAGAUUUUCCAGAAUGGGAAAGAUGUGAAAAACCCUUGACACGAUUGCAUGUCACUUACGAAGGUACCAUAGAAGAAAAUGGCCGAGGCAUGCUACAGGUGGAUUUUGCAAAUCGUUUUGUUGGAGGUGGUGUAACCAGUGCAGGACUUGUGCAAGAAGAAAUCCGCUUUUUAAUCAAUCCUGAGUUGAUUGUUUCACGGCUCUUCACUGAGGUGCUGGAUCACAAUGAAUGUCUAAUUAUCACAGGUACUGAGCAGUACAGUGAAUACACAGGCUAUGCCGAGACAUAUCGCUGGUCCCGGAGCCACGAAGAUGGGAGUGAAAGGGACGACUGGCAGCGGCGCUGCACUGAAAUCGUUGCCAUCGAUGCUCUUCACUUCAGACGCUACCUCGAUCAGUUUGUGCCUGAGAAAAUCAGACGCGAGCUGAACAAGGCUUACUGUGGAUUUCUCCGUCCUGGAAUUUCUUCAGAGAAUCUUUCUGCAGUGGCCACAGGAAACUGGGGCUGUGGUGCCUUUGGGGGUGAUGCCAGGUUAAAAGCCUUAAUACAGAUACUGGCAGCUGCUGCAGCUGAGCGAGAUGUGGUUUAUUUCACCUUUGGGGACUCAGAAUUGAUGAGAGACAUUUACAGCAUGCACAUUUUCCUUACUGAAAGGAAACUCACUGUUGGAGACGUGUAUAAGCUAUUGCUACGAUAUUACAAUGAAGAAUGCAGAAACUGUUCCACCCCUGGACCAGACAUCAAGCUGUAUCCGUUCAUAUACCAUGCCGCCGAGUCCUGUGCAGAGACUGCUGACCAUUCAGGGCAAAGGACAGGGACCUGAGGAGCCGAACGAAUAGCAUCUCCUCCCACCUCCCACCAGAGACGUCCUUUUGAGCUGUCAGGUGUAAUAUAUGAAUUGACUUAAGUUAAUAUAAAUGUGUAUAUAAUCCACAUUUGUAGUCAAGGACGCAAUCUCUUCCACACAUAUGCAAUUGUCAGUUGAUACAUCUAAACCCCCUCCAUCCUGACUCACGUGGACUUAGGUAUGUUUUGUUUCUAUUUUCUUCUUUUUCAGUUUUCAUUCUUUGAUGUUAUUUCUUUUGUCCAUCAGAUCUCUUGUGAAAUCCCAUGGAAGGUUGUGCUCAGCCUGUCAGGUCUCUUUCUUCCUGCCCAUAUAUUAUACCAAUUGCUUCUGCAGCCCACAGAUGCCAGCAAUGCCAGGAAACAAGUUGAAAUCCAGGAAUCUCUUUAACUGAUUUUGCUAAAAAUCUCCCUGUGAGCCUUCCACUGAACUCUUAAUAGGCUUGCAUUGUUUAAGUUUUUAAAUUCUGAAAAUUAAUAAUUAGGGUUUUUCUUCAUAUAUGUUGCAUAAUGCAAACCUCCUGGAUUAAAAUAAUUUCUUUAUUUAAGAUAGAAUAAUUUCCAGAAAUUGUCCUUUUGAGAUAAUCACUUUUAUCUAUAAUGGUUUGUCUGUCGUUUUCCUUCUGAUCAGUUCUUUUUAUACCAGUUUUGAAAACUGACUGAGAUGAAAGGAAAUGUGGAAUAAAAGGGGGUUUUCCUGAUGUGGUGUAAAGAAAACAGAUUCGAGAGAAUUGAAGAUUUUUUUUGUUUCUUGGUACUUUUUUCUUUUUAAAUUAGCACUAAUGUUUCUUUUGUGGUGCUUGAGGCAUAUUCAUAUAACCAAAGUUUGGGAACUGGGAACUUCAUGCUGAUUUGUACAUAAUGAAGUUUCUCAGGUAUUCAAAGGUUAUAUAGUGAAUAAAUUUUCAUUAAUAAAUCACUUUGUCAGAAAUUCCCAUAUCUAUAUUUUAUAUAUGUAUAUAUAAACAUAUGCUCUUUAAGUGUGUCUAUAUGUGAGCACAUAAAAUCUAAAUAAAACUGGACUGGUGGGAAACAAUUAGGUUUAGGCAUUAUCUGGGUUCUGUUUAACGUCCUUUAUCACAAUUGUCCAUUUUUAAAUCUGGCGACAAACAUAAACAAUAAUGUCUUUCAGAGGUUAAAGUGAAAGCCAAAGCCAAUCCUAUGUUAACCGAAAGUAGAGUUUCAUCACAGAAGCACUACUCAGAUUUCCAAAACAAUCCUAAACCACCCUGUUGAUGUUCUGGUUUACCAUCAGCUGUCAGGAAAUGCUAAUAGCGGUCAAAUCCUAUUCAUAAGGCACUUCAGUGAAUGGCCUGACCUCCUGCUACUGGUGGGAAAAUGACAGGGCCUUGGCUGGUGGCCAUAGCUCUUUUUGUUUAUGUAGAGAUGAGAGGAUAGUGAGAUUUGGCACCUGAAGGCAGCCACUUGUCACUGAAGUUUUUUACCACAAUAACUAAGAUUUUUAGUCAUCUCUCAAAUUUGGAAGAAUCUGUCUUUAGUUCUGUUGAUACUAAAAUCUUUCCCAGUCUGUGCUUUGGUUGCAGAUUCAUGGUUGUUUCAUGUCUUCACUUUUUCUAGCCCCACACUCGUCCCCUCCCGUGCAGCCCAAGACUGAGUGACCAGUUCUUUAAAAUAUUUCAUGAACAGGGUAGGUUGGUUCUUGUGGUAGAGAAAUCAUUAAUCCAAGUAAGAAGUCACCCAGCUGGGUAUUUUGGAACACAGAAGGUAAGACUCUUUUGUGGAGAGCUGUGUAAACAAAUGCCUAACUCCUAACAUAAAUGUAAGAUGGGCCAGCUAAAUGCCCUUUGUUGACUUAAUACAGGAGCUAAGAGCCAGUCAGUGACUGCCAUCCCGAUUCCACUGGGGCCUAAACUCCAGGAAGGUAGCACUAGAGGUUGCAAAAUUCUAUUCUAAUGGAAAUGUUACAUUUCCCUGUAAUGAAUCCAUACAAGUAGGGCAAAAAGUGAAGUGUCUUUUAUUGUAGCUGGAAUUAUAUUACCUCAAUCCAAACAGUAUAAUUUAUUCCAUAAAAGACAAAAUUAGCUUAACAAAGGAACUUUACUUGGUUAUCAAAGUAUUUUAAAAUAUGGAGACCUUGGGGAUAAAUUAAUACAGGAAGUUCUUGGUGGUAAAAGGUGGAGACCAUCAUUGUGGAAUCUCACAUUUUCUAUUAAGGUUUGUAAUAGUCCUACAAACUUAGACAUAAAUUUUUAAUAUUUGAUAAGGAACAUUCACUGAAGAAUUGAUAAUAGACUCAAAAAUAUAACUGUUAUCGAUUAAUACAUGAUCUGUCCUUGAACACAUAUUCGCCAUUAUCUAAAUCUCACAUUAUUUAGUUUAUUUAUUCCGCAGAUACCAAUAGACAUGUUUUCACAUUGUAGCAUCUCCCAAAUCAAAAUACUUCUAAAAAUUGGUAGUAUGUCAGCUGGGCGCAGUGGCUCACGCCUGUAAUCCCCGCACUUCGGGAGGCCAAGGUGGGUGGAUCACCUGACACCAGGAGUUUGAGACCAGCCUGGCUAACAUGGUGAAACCCUGUCUCUACUAAAAAUACAAAAAUUAGCUGGGCAUGGUGGUAGGCGUCUGUAAUCCCAGCUACUUGGGAAGCUGAGGCAGGAGAAUCGCUUGAACUCAGGAGGCGAAAUUUGCAGUGAGCCGAGAUCAUGCCAUUGCAUUCCAGCCUGGGUGACAAGAGCGAAACUCCAUCUCAAAAAUAGAAAAGAAAACUGGUAGUAUGUGUCACAGCUUGCAGAAAUUUUUCCUACUGGUACAUAAAAUUAAGAUAUUUUACAAUCUAUGGCAUCUUGUAUUUGACAAAACAUGAUGAUUUGAGUAACAACUAUAUGCCAGUCACUUUGAAGCUUUGGAGCUUAUAAUUGUGACCAAGAUACUCUGAGUCCCUGUUAACAAAUUUAUACUGUAGCAGGGAACAUAGACAGUAGCUAUAGAUAAAUCUUGAUUAUUGUAAGAUUCUGUAAUAUUAGAGUGGGGUAGUCAGGAAAUUUUUUUUUAAGGAGCAUUUCAGAGAUAUACAAAAAUAAAAUAGGGUAAUAAACCUCCAUAUACCCAUCACUCAUCUUCAAUAUUUAUCCGUUCAUGGCUAAUCUCACUUCCACCUAUAUUCCUACCCAUUUACCCAUGCCAAAUUAUUACGAAGUUCAUUCCAGACAUUAUAUUUUAUCUGUAAAUCAGUAUAUCUUAAAAAGAUGACCACAGCAUCAUCACACACACACAUCAAAAUAAUCGGGAAAGGACUUCUGAUUCCAAAAGAUGGAGUAAACAUACUUUUCUCUAUUCUUCCUUCUAAGCUCAUUUAAAAAGCCCUGAACAUUAUAUGUAAAACAGACAAGAACACGUUGAAAGGUGGAAAAAAGAAGGCAGAAUCGCUAGAGACCUUGAGAAUCAAGGAAUAAAAUAGUGGUGAGUUCCCUGGGUUUUCUUACUGCCUUGUGUAUCCCAUACUUACUACCGGUUACUGGAGAACCCAACAACCUGGAAAGGCUGCAUACAGACAAAGGUUCGAGAAGAGCCCGUUUGCUGUAGCUAAAGGACCGGGAAAGUGCAACCAAAAGCAAUGACACAUUGUCUACAAGACAAACACAAAAAAAGAAAACUAAGAGAAUUAGUUGCCAGCAGAUCUGUCCUAAUAAAAUGGCUAAAGGAAGUUUUUGUUUGUUUGUUUGUUUAACAGUCCAAAGGUCUUUUUGUUGUUGCUGUUGAACACCUAUUAUGGUAUGAAUUAGUAGAGAAUAGGUUCUGGCAGCUCAGGCUCCUUGCGAUUGGUUCUCAGAAAGUGUGCUUCUCUGGGCAGAACAGGCUGGCACCUCAGUUAAGCCCAGGUACCUUUCUCUUUGGCUUCCUUCUUUUUCUGGUCAUUUUCCUUCACACUUCUCAGUAUGCUAUCUCACCCCUUAGAGUCCUUACUACACUCAAUAUGCACAUUAAUCUCUUGACAAGAGUGUUUUCCUUAAUUUGUUUACAACAAUGCCAACAGCAUGGUGGGUAACAUUGUGGACUCCCAGUUUUGCCAUGGUAACAUUUGUGGGACAUUCCUUUUCAAACAGUUCCCAUACUGAUGUCUAUGGUAUGACUUUUCUUGUUAGAUUCAUGUGUAUGUGGCCAAAGGAACAACUGCAUGUUAUAAAAGGCCCAGAGAACAUA